AGUUCGAACUGUCAUGGAGUACGUUUGACAGUGUAGAUGUGUUUGUGUUUCCAAAAUAUCGCGUUUUUUCGAGUUUUUCAUAAUAAUUCGAACAUUUGAUUAACGAAAACAACUGUGUAUGUGCUGUGCCCUUGACAUAACAUUUGUUUUCUGUCAUAACAUCCUCCUGUUUGGCCGUGAUCUUCAAAAAACCCGGUGACCCCCUGAAAUAGAUUUAACACUUGUUCAACAAAAAAUUUUUCGUAAUGGUAAACAGAUGAUAUGGCCUCUUCUGCCCUCUACUGUAUUAAUAUCCAAGAAAAUCCCAAUGAUGCACUACCGUCGGAAGUGAGCACGAUAACAAAUAAAGAUAAACAAAUGCAUCACGGUAACAAUCCAAAGAUUAUUCGUACCUUAACCCCAACACCCUUCAACGAAAAUCAAACGACUUCAACUAGACCAGAGCUCAACCGCAACAAUUUCAUAUUACUUAGAAACGGCAAAUCUACCGACAGUGGCCAUAUUCUUCUUCGUACCGACGCGUUAACUCCUACAAAGAACAAUUUAAUUCUGGAAGAUUCGGAAAGUGGCAAAAUUGGACAGAUUUUGAUUCAACAAAGUGAAAUCAAAAAAGGUGUGUUAGUGCAGUCUGUUAAAAGGUUGAGCUCUCCGAUUUUUUUAUUGAGUGGGGGAGAUAAUAGUAACGGUCACAUUCUUAUACAGACAACAGCACCAACUGAAGACGUUAGACAUCAGCCUACUGUCGAAAUAGAAGAUGGUAGUGAUAACAUUUUGGUUCAAGCCUUGGAAGGAAUACAGGAUGGAGAUACUUCCAGCAGCAGAGGAUUGUCAACUCCGAUUGGAUCAGACGGAGAACCCAUCAAGUUGCCUGAAAACCUGGAAAGUUUGCCUCGAUCUGACCACUUUCCCACACAACGGCAUCGCUGGAAUACAAAUGAGGAAAUCGCCGCCAUCCUUAUCAGCUUCGAUCGGCAUUCAGAAUGGCAAAGCAAGGAGGUCAAGAUCAGGCCCAAAAGCGGUUCGAUGUUAUUAUAUAGCAGAAAGAAGGUUCGAUACCGUAGAGAUGGGUAUUGCUGGAAAAAACGAAAAGACGGAAAAACUACGAGAGAAGAUCACAUGAAGUUGAAAGUUCAAGGAACGGAGUGCAUCUAUGGAUGUUAUGUACAUUCAGCUAUUUUGCCUACGUUCCAUCGCAGAUGCUAUUGGCUGCUUCAGAACCCAGACAUCGUUCUUGUCCAUUAUUUGAACGUUCCUUACCCGGACGAUAACAAACUGGCCGUUAUAACCCCAAGUUUGGCCCUCUGGGCCGAUAAAAAGGAAUGGACCAAGGAAGAGCUAGUAUCACAAUUAAAACCGAUGUUUUUUAGCGAGGAUGAACCGGAUAUUAACAACGAACUAGAAAUAUCGAAUUUCAAAUUACAGACUGCCGAAACAGUGGAAGCCAUUGUAAGUCAAUUAAUGGAAAAACAACGGGUAGCCAGACAAGCAGCUCUAGUCAAACAAUUAGAAUGUGGGUGUCCGGAUUCUACAUGCGCCGAUGGAAAAAGCUGUUCCCAUCCAAUGAGGCGGAUUACUGCUGCCAAAGAGGUUGUUAAUUCGCCUUUACAGAGUUCUAGUUUGAAUUCAAGACCACUAAGCAAUUCAGAUAAUAAUAAUCAAGUAUCUUCCACUACUGGCUCUGGUUCCAUGUUGUUGGGCAACGGUAAUUCACCUAGGGUCUAUUCAAGAGACUCCAGAAAUCAACAAGUUAAGGUAAAACAGCAGGCAGUUCAGAACAACACAAACUGCUCAUCUAGUUCAGGAAAUACUCCUCCAUUAGUACUAAGUCUAUCUCAGAUCCAAGGAGGCGGUGGUUUACUCAUUCUCAACAGUAAUUCGGGCAACAACAGUAACAACCAUCAAAAUCUAGUAAAUCCGGUGUCAGUAGCAAACUUCGUUUGUAAUUCUAGUCGUGUGAUUCCCAAAGAAAGAACUAGUCAUCUUGUACUUAAACAAGAAGUUAUGGAUACGAAUCCCUCCUGUCUCCAUGCAUCUAAGCAGAAUUCUAAAGCAGUACAAAGAGAAAUGAAAAUGGAACUUGGAGAAAAUCAUAGACAAUCAGUUUUUCACGACGGAAAUAUGUAUAAUAAUAGAAAUCCCCAUCAACAAUCAGAAGUAGUAAUGUCAAGUGCUCCAUCGACUCCUUCAAAACACAUGGAUACAACCCAAGAAGACGUUGUAGACGAAUACAAACAUCAAAAUUUCUGUAACGAAACAGUGGUACUACUAGGUACAGAUUCUAGUGGUUCUCUUGUUAGUAAAAGUGAUGGUUCUUCCAUUAUAAAUGGAGGGUUCUUUAAUGAAACUUUAGAUCUAUCGCAGGUUAGGCCAUACUAUCAAUACCUACAUCUGUUCCAGGAGGAUAUUCAAAGAACUCUCUCGGCCAAUAUGCCAUUGUGUUCAACUGAACUAACUAAUCAAAACUCUGCUUCCGAGACGAAUGGAUCUGAACAUCAUCAAAAUAAACCGCAGUCCCAACAACAACCUCUAAGUAAUGAAAUGAAUCCGAUGGACUUUAUAGACAGUUGUGAUGUAGUUGUAUCACCGACACAUGUUGUUGAUGACGACGUAUUCGUUAAUUUAGAUGCUUUUGAUAUGCUCGGCGAAUUUCCAGAUUUAGAAAGCUUAGAUUCUGGACAUGCCGGACUCUUAGAUGUUAAUCCGUCCGAAAAUAGAAUUAAUAUUAAGGCACAACCUGAACAACAAAACAAUCAGUUGGAAGGUUCGGCGAAAAUAACCGACUAUUCUCCUGAAUGGGCUUAUCCAGAAGGUGGUGUCAAAGUUUUGGUCACAGGUCCAUGGCACUCAUCUGGACCAUACACUGUACUUUUCGAUACAUUCCCUGUACCGACCACUUUAGUCCAAAGUGGAGUGUUAAGAUGUUAUUGUCCAGCACACGAAGCUGGUUUAGCAACUUUACAAGUAGCAUGCGACGGCUAUGUGAUUUCCAACUCUGUGAUAUUCGAGUACAAGUUGCCACCGAGGGAAGAACAAGUGGCAGCACCUGAACCAAAAGUAGAAAGAUGCAAUGAUAACUUACUUAAAUUCACGCUGCUUCAAAGAUUAGAAGCUAUGGAUGACAGACUACAGAUCAAACAAGAACCUGUUGAUAAUGAUGUGGUCGAGGAUACAGCUCUUUUUGGACAACCAAAUUUUGAAGAUAGGCUGGUUACCUUUUGCCAAAAUAUGACGUCGAGAAUAUGGAGACACGGUGAAGAACUUAGUGUCUCAUGGUUUGCCAGCCACAGAGGGAUGACGUUGUUACAUCUCGCAGCUUCCUUAGGUUAUUCUCGUUUAGUAUGCGCCAUGCUACACUGGCGAGCCGAAAAUUCGUCUUUGCUACUAGAAACUGAAGUCGAUGCACUUAGUCAAGAUGAAGAUGGAUUUACGCCAUUGAUGUGGGCGUGUGCUAGAGGUCAUAUUGAAACAGCAGUAAUGCUAUAUAAAUGGAAUCAUAAUGCUCUUUAUAUGAAAAACACCUCAAAUCAAACCGCUCUUGAAUGCGCUCGAGCUAUUAACCAUAUGGAUCUUGUUAAAGAAAUAGAAAAAUUAGAGCUGAGAAGAGAUAAAGCUAAUUUAAUGCUACAGUCUAAUCAAUCCUCCACUGAUGUGAUGUCACCUACAGUAAUAUCGCCGGCUAGUUCAAUUGGAUCUCUAAUUUCUAUCGCUUCAACUAACAAAUCUCAUGAUGGCGUUUUUUUAAGACCUGGGGCAGUCACAAGGAGCGAAAUGAACAAGUUCAAGAUUUUAAACGUUGACUUAGACUCUGAUGUCAACAGUAAACUUAUCACUUCAGCUCCAAGUCCCAUGCUUUCGGAUUUUUCCUCCAGUAGUAGGGGUUGCAAUGGUCAAAAGUUGAUCAAAAGACCGUCGAUCGAUAGUGGAAUUAACAUGAGCUGUGGCCCGGCAUCGGAAAAUUAUAGACCUAAGAGUACCAAAAUGUGGAAUCCACGUGACACGCCAAAACUAUCUAAGUUCGAUCGAAGUAUGUCUUUACCUCUUCAGACCUCUUGCCUUAAAGAUAACUCAUUUGAUAAUGAAAGCUUGGAUUCUCACAAAAAGAUGGAUUUUGUGUUAUGCGAAAUAGGGAGUGGCCCCCGAAGCAGUAGUCCACUGAUAGAUGUAGAAGGUGUCUCGGACGAUGAGAAUGAGCUCCCCAACAGUACUGUAGGGGAGCAAGAUGCUAGAGUUUUGACAUUGGCUGAACAGAUAAUUGCUGCAAUGCCUGAAAGAAUCAAGAAUGAAAGUGAAGAAAUGAUGAUGGACAAAAGUUCUUGUGCAUCAGAUAGCCUACAAACCUCUGAUACACUAUCAGAUGUCUUUAUGGAACCAUUAUUGGAUCAAUCAUCAUCAAGUUUUGAAUCUACUGAAUUCAAUUUUGAAUUUUCCGAUAACAACUAUAGAUACUACGAUGUUAGCACACCUUGUUCCAGUUUAAGUCCGGCUUCUUCCAGUUGUUUACAGUCACCUUGCUCCUUUACGCUGGAUUCUCCAUCCCCUCCUCCAACUACAGCAGAUUUUUGCGAGUUCUUCCAAGCUUCUGGCACAGUUUUCGAAAAAGAUUUCUCAAAUCUCACAUUAUCAGAUCGUGAACAACGGGAAUUAUAUGAAGCUGCUAAAAUAAUCCAAAAGGCAUACCGUUCAUACAAAGGACGUCAACAACAAGAACAGAAUAAAGAGAGGCAAGCAGCUGUCGUCAUUCAGAACUAUUAUAGACGUUAUAAGCAGUAUGCUUAUUAUAAGCAGAUGACUCAUGCUGCUAUGGUGAUACAGAAUGGUUACAGAUCCUACUGCGAACAUAAAAGGUUUAAGAAAAGCCAAGAGGCUGCUGUGUGCAUUCAAAACUAUUAUCGAAAUUACAAGGAGCAGGGGGGGAGAAAUAGUAGAGAAGGGACACCUGCUACGGCAGGGUUAAAACGUACUUAUUCCCAAAGAAGGCAACACCAAGCUGCCAGAAAAAUUCAGCAAUUCAUGAGGCAGUCAAAAAAUAAAUUACAGAGAGAACGAGCCGAAAGAGAGAAGCGGGAGGACCCGUCAGUGGAUGUCCAUCAAAAGUCACAGUGUCCAGGGGGCUCUUCCAGCUACAUAGGCCCAAAUAGCAGAUUGAAUAAUACAGACUUCAAAGAAGACUCAAGAAAAGGCAACGAUAAAAAAUGAGAAAUGAAGAAUUUUCUCAUGUACCUAUAUUAUGAAUACCUUAGGGAGUACAUUCUUGAUUUUGUAUAAUAUAGUCGCUACUAGAAGAAAAGUAUCUCCUACUAUAUUUAUUCUGAAAUUAUUCUUAUAUCUUUACAAUGUCUAAUUUGGCUGUUAUUUCGUCAUUUUUAUGCAUUUAUAUAAGAAUGCAAGGAUCGACAACAAAAGUGAGAUGAUUAUAGACGUUGUACGAACUUUUUAUUAUCUUAUUAUAUUCUUCUGAUUGUAUGGAUUCAAAGCUGUGAUUGUAGUAAGGAAAGCACUUUUCAAUUUUUAAUUAUUUUUUAUCUUAAAUUAUUCAUUAUAUUGCAUAGUUCACUUAUGAAAGUGAUAAAUAUUAUAUUUAUACACAGCCUUCGUUUUAAAAUGAUAUAUCCCCAUCAAUUUUGAAGUUUAAAACUGAAAUACUUUGACUAAUAUUAAGCUUCUGACACCUCAAGUUGUCUUAAAUGCUUUAAAUUACGUUUAAAAUGAUACAUUCUGGAUGUUUUUGUACUGUAACAACAAAAUAGAAGCAAAUUGGAACAAAAUAUGAUCAAUAUUUUGAUAUUUUCCAUCAAAUUAGUUAUUAGUGUAAUAGUCCCCAAGGUAAUUUCAUUAGUCAAUAUCAAAUGUUUUACUUUUAAUUAAAACUUCAGUUGAAACUGAGUACAGAAUAUUUUAGCUAUUGCUUAAUUGUUCCAAAGACUUAUAUAAGACAAAUAUAAAUGUAUUGUCUUAUAUUUUACUAUUAUCAGCUUCUUGUCAAUAACAAAAACUCGUUUCUUCAACAAACUUAUAAGAAUACUAUUGCAUUUGUAUCCUAUAUUAUUUUAUAAAAAUCAAUAAUGCACAUUUACAAUUUAGGAAAAAUAUGCACAAAGUAAAUCUGAGGGUAGAUUGAACAGUGUUGACGUUUCUCAUAUAUAUUGUGUUCGGAUCAUUUUCAAAUGAAGAAAGUGAAUAUUUGAGAACCAUGAGUACCUAACUAAUAUUUAAACAUUAGUGUGUGAAAGAUAAUGUAAUUUGGAAGAUGUUUGCUGUUUGGAAUGAAAUUUUGGAAAGUUCUCAACAUUAUAUAAUAUAGUAUCUAAAGUUGUUAGUUUAUAUACUUGCUCUUUUGAAUUGGAUAGUUUCUAUUGUGAUCUUAAAAAUCAAAAUAAUUAAUUUAUUUAUGUACUUACCAUAAUUCCAAACAUGUACUUAAUUUAUGUGAUGUGUCAAACUUACUGUUUUUAUUUAUAAUUUUUAAUGAAAAUAUGAACGAUUUUCUCCCAAAUUCACAAUAUUUCUUAUACAAUUUUAAAAUGGAAAUAUGUCUAAAAUAUGAACUUAAGGAAAAGUAUCUGAAUAUGUUCCUAAAAUUAUACUCUUCGUCUAGAUUUGCAAUUUGCAACAGCCGUCCAAUAGUUUUCUUUAGAAUGUAUUGUAGCAUAAAAUGUAGUUAACAGUGUAAUUAAGAUAUAGAUUGUUCGUAUCUAAGUAUUAUUCAAAAUAAUAAUAAAACUAUAUGCAGUAAGUUAAACUAAUAGACACCCUCCAUUGGUAACUGUGUAACUGUUAAUUUCGCAUCAAACAAAUACUUUCAAAUGUUGUUUAAAAUAUAUUAUUGAUAACACAUCUAAUUUUUUCUAUUAAACCACAAGCGUCGUUACAAACAAAAAAAUAUAUCUAAGAAAUAGAUCAUCUAUCUGUCAAAUUUGAUUUAAUUCCAAUCAAGUUGGUUUGCAAGUCUUUCGAAUAAAUUAUUUCUAUGUGUAUUGAUUAUUCAAAUUUUCAUUGGUUUUUAUAUCAUGCUCUCUUUCCAUGUUCUUCUCCUAUUGCUAAACCUGAAUAUUUGGAUGCCAAUCACAUAAAGUUGUACAAUUAUAUGUGUAUACAAUCCUUGAUUUGACAAUACACACUUUAAUAAGUAAUCUAGCACUUGUCUGUUUGUUAACUAAAAAUAAAUAUUUAUGUAACAAUCAUUAGUGGCAUAACUGUAGUGUGGCAGUGCAACAAGACCCUGACUCAACUAGUGCCUAUGAUUGAAGAGGUCUUAACAACAGAAGUAAGCUAGCAGAAUUAACAAAAUGAGAUGUUAUUUUAUGUCCUUCUAACCUAAUUUACUUACACACACUAACACAAUUUGCCUAGUUUGAAGUUUGUAGGUAACGUCAAAUGUCAAGGACGCUAGCUCCCUUAUGAGGGAGUGUAAAAAAAUAAAA
This is a messenger RNA of Diorhabda carinulata, 7421 nucleotides long. RefSeq names its product calmodulin-binding transcription activator 2-like. The record is from RefSeq and is a predicted model, not a curated record. Bases 262 to 5196 code for a protein of 1644 amino acids. Gene Ontology annotation, molecular function: protein binding; double-stranded DNA binding; transcription coregulator activity. Gene Ontology annotation, biological process: regulation of transcription by RNA polymerase II. Gene Ontology annotation, cellular component: nucleus. The transcript is spliced from 27 exons. NCBI's taxonomy places the organism in Eukaryota, Metazoa, Arthropoda, Insecta, Coleoptera, Chrysomelidae.